Messenger RNA from Symbiodinium necroappetens, 1173 nucleotides. NCBI's taxonomy places the organism in Eukaryota, Dinophyceae, Suessiales, Symbiodiniaceae. The record is from the annotation of a GenBank genome assembly.
AUGGCAGUCCCGUUGUUUUGCAUUUCUUUCUGCAUUUCUUUCCCGAGCAAUUUCUUCCAAGCUUGGCUUCCCAUGGCUUUGAUGUUCUUUGGUGCUUCGCAGGGCCGUGUCGCAGCAUCCGAGGUGAAGACCAGAUCCGACAUUUGUGGUACCCUCCACGUGGCGCAGGCAAUGGGGGAGAUGCUCCUAGAUCUGCUUCGCAUCAACCGGCCCAGGUCUUUGAGCCGCAUUUCCACGAGCUGGCAAGAACCAACCAACGAGGGCCUACCGCAAGGUUCUGCAACUCUGUGCGAGAAGCUUCAGCCAAUUCGACCGAAUAAAUUUGUCCACUGCGCCGUCAACCAAGAAAUCGAAGAAGCGCAGCUGCCCGUAGAACUUCGUGGAAGCAACAGUUGGCAAAGGCUGCAGCAGUUCGCUAAGCGGGCCAAGCUGCGUGCUGCCAGCAGAGACGAUCCGUGCACAGCUCGGAAAGUUCAUGAAGGUUCCGAGGCCCUGGCCGCACCGGUGAUCGCGAAUCGCAAGCUGGGUAGGGCGCUCAGAAUGUUUACCUGCUGUUGCGUAGAUGAAAAGCCUGCUGAUUUUGUGGAGUUACAAAUGGACAGUGCCUUCCCAGAGGGAAAGGGCGCGGCCUCGCCAAGCGCUCCCGUGACGUUCGACAUCUUCCUUGACCGCGCCCCUGGAACCUACUUCGGUGUUGACCUUUCCAGUGCCGGAAAGGCAUGUGUUGUCACCAGUGUCACCACCGACGGCCUCAUCGCGGAUUGGAACUCCAAGUGUAGCGAAGAAACAAAGGUGCAGAAGUACGACAGACUGUAUGCGGUGAAUGGUCAAGCAAGCGAGAAAAGCAAGGAGAUCUUGGACUUGCUGAAAUCGACGCACAACAAAAUGGUGCUCACCUUCCAGAGAGCAGUCGUGAGCGAGGUCAAGAUUCAGCGAGGUGCCCUAAAUUUGGGCAUGCAUCUGAAAGACGGCCCCCAUUUCCUUCUCGUGCUCGGCGUCGAUGAUGGGGUUGUCAAGGACUUCAACAAAACGGUGCCUGCUGAGCAACAGAUCCAGCAGUCGGACCGAAUCGUGGGUGUAGAUGGCUUUGAAGGAGUUGGAGCAGCACUCAUGGACAAGGUCCGAAAUGCAGGUUCCGAGGUGACGUUAAAGGUCUUGGCUUGGAGGCCAUAG